AGGCAAAGAAUCAUAGAUCUCACACUCACACGACCAUUAGUAGUACAGUUCGGAAAGAAUUGGCAUCCUACGAAAAUCCCCACCAACAGCAUCCUCCACCCCCACGCAAAAUCACUCCAGCAAAGCGUAAUGCUAGUACUGAAAGUUUUGAAAUGCUUUCGAACAGAACUAAAGAAGAAUGUACCUGUGCUUCGUACAGCCCUAACCCAAUUGAUGGGCGAAAAUGUAAAAAGUGCAACCUUAACCCAACAGCAUUAAGUGAGGCCCAGCAAUCACAGAAGAAAUAUAAUUCAUCGAAGUAUAAAGAUGCUUCAACUUCGCCAAAGUCGAACAGCCCAUUACGGGUCCCAUUGGAACCCAUUCAAAGCCCGCGAAGUCCGAAAAGUCCCAAAAGUCCACGUGCGGAGGCAUCUACAGAUACUAAAUUCGAUUUUCCUAAUUCCUCACCAAAAACAGAAAACCAUUACAAAAGAUUAUCAACGUUGAGCAUAAAUGGAUCCGGAAAAAAAAGCCCACUUAAACACCCGCCCUCCUCGCCUAAAUUAAGUCCCAAUAAACUUGCACCGUUAGCCAGAAAUGAUCGGGUACUGGAAAAAAGCAAUUCUCUCGGAGAAGGUAAGCCGCAGAAGCAACUUCGCACCACAAGGAGUCUAUCUCCUAGACCACCAGUAAAACACCAACACUCUAUUAUGGUCUCAGAUGAAAAUGAUAUUAUUUCCGUUAAACUGUCACCAAACGAAGAGUUUGUUGAAAGUGAAGAAAAUUCAAAUAAAGUGUAUGGAGAAGGGGAAACACUGUCAGCUGAAACGAAGACACAUAGUGAAACAACGUCGCCAAACCAACCCGAAUAUGUAUGUUUAAAAUUGGACGACGGAAGCUUGAAUAGUGCCAACAACAGGAGUACCAGCUGCUUGGUAUAUGUUCCAGCAGAUCCGUGGACGCGAAUGGCCAGUAGCAGUUCUUCUGUUUUAAAGGAAUUAGAAACUAAAAGAAUAGAGAACAAGUGUUUUAGCAAGCCUAAUUUAGACUACCUAGAAGAUUCCGAUCCUUGGGUAUGGCGGUCAAAUAUCACUUUGAACGAGCGCUACACAAAAAAGCAAGCAUCUCUUCCACAUCAAACUAAAUCUUUGAGUAGUGCACACAGUCGAGAUGAGUUAGAUUCAAAACAAAAAACCCGGUUAUGCCAACAGAGGUUACACUCAAAAUUUGAGAAAAAUCUUACUAUACCUGGCAUAGAUUUACACUUUGAUGCAAGAAAGAAAAUUACUCGUCCCAAGUUGCAACGUUCAAAAUCGCCCGCGUUUUAUGAAGACUUUUUCCAACCGGAAAAGGAUAAAAGUCUAAGUAAAACUAGCAAAUCUGUGUCAUCAUCAAAACUAGAAAAUAACACCAGUAACUCGAACAUCAAUGGUGCCAAAUGUAGCUGUUGUGAGGUGAAUUCAUUUAGUCGCCUUAAUAGCAACAGCGCCAACUGUCAGUCACAGUGUGAACACAUAUACAAAUCCACAACGAGCAUUACCUCCCCUACGAAUAAAAUGCAAUCUUCCCCUAAGUGGACCAUUCCUCAGACUCCUAAGUUAAAGCAGCAACCAGAAUUAGUCAAAGCAACUUUAACAGUACUUAAUCUAAACCUGUUGCAACCACGUCACAGCUUUUCCACGGUACCGUCAUCAUCAUCAUCAAAAGAAGACGAACUACAAUUGAAUAUCAGGCGAUUGAGUGAGCAGAUGAACAAAUAUAACGGAACCAACAGUUUUCUAUCCCAUACUCAAGCUCCAAAUUUCAUGAACGAUACAAUACCGUUAGAACGAAAAAAAACAAGUGGCAGUGGUGGGCUGAUGACCACAUCUGCUAGCAUUGGCUCGGUCACAGAUUCGCAGAAACGCGCUUCAUCGCAUUCGAAAAUAGACGAGCCAAUACUGGAAACACGCUGCUGAAGUCUUAGCUGUAAUACUCUGGUGUGUAGAUAGUCAACAGUUUCAGUUUUUGUUUUAUUGUCUUAAUUUGAGUGUUGAAGUUCUCUUGUUGUUGAAUUGUCGAACAAGCAUAAAACCAAUCGCUGCGUAUUAACACUAGUUGCGAACUAGCUAGUCCAAAAAUGUAAUCUGUCAUCAAAAUGCAAAUAUUGAUCAUUGCUUAUAAUCAAGAAAGCGAGUUUGCAAACUUUUUUUUUCUACCCUGCUGGAGUGUAAUACUUUUUGUUACGGAUUUCCUCAAUUGAACAGAAAACAAUUGUACUUGUGAAAGUUUAAUAAUGUGGACCUUUACUCAUACCACGUUUUGUUGAGGAUACAAAUUAUGCUUAAUUCUAAAACAUUCUUAUAUUGAUUUGAGUCACAGUCUUGUGUGACAAAUUUAAUUUUAAUCUAAUAACAAGUAUAGUUCCUUUUUUUGAUUCUAGCU
This is a messenger RNA of Wyeomyia smithii (pitcher-plant mosquito), 2403 nucleotides long. RefSeq lists its product as uncharacterized. The transcript has a single exon. The record is from RefSeq and is a predicted model, not a curated record. Bases 153 to 1937 code for a protein of 594 amino acids. NCBI's taxonomy places the organism in Eukaryota, Metazoa, Arthropoda, Insecta, Diptera, Culicidae.